CUCCAGGAGUCAGAUUACACACAGAGACAGACAGACAGAGCUGGAUGAAGAAACAGAGAAAGCAGAGUAUGGUGAGAUAAGAUUAAAAAGGAGAAACAGGGAAAAGAAACAGGCAAGAGAAAGAGCAAACAGAACAAGAUAAGUAGACUGAGAGAAAGAAAGAAGAUUAAAAGGAUAGACGAGGAGGGUGAGACAUAGAGAAAACAUUCGACAAGAAACAGUCAGAGAAGAAAUCCCACAAAAGGAGGAACUGAGAAGAGCAGUAGAUGAGAGAAGUUGUAAAAAAUGGUAGAAAGGACACUUUGGAGAGAGGAGAAGUGCAUGGGGGGGAAAGGACCUACAUGUGGAGGGGCCAGCAUUACAACACACCAGACAGCAGAGUGUAUCAGAGGAUGGGAGGGGGAAAGGGGAGGGGACAAUAGACACCACCAGCGAGAUUAGAGAGAGAAAGUGAGGAGAGGGAGAGCAUGUGUAGAGAGAGAGAACAGUGUGUGAUGAGAGAGUAAGAGGGCAGUGUGUCGAGAGAGAGGUACUGGGAGACAGAAGACCGGAGGGGACACGGAUCGUAGUGAAAGGAGAGUACUAGCUGAACACAACGGCUGUAGACACGGCUCUCAGAGAGAAGCCAUCCAACGCUGCUCACGCGCACACACACACACACACACACACACACACAUACAGAGUGUGUGAGACAUGCCCAGGCUGCUGUCAAUGGACACAUGCACACAUCCGUUGGCAGGGCAUCAGAGAGGAGAAACAGACACCAAUGCCUAAGGAGACAUGGAAAGCAGCAUGUUUUUCGGUAAUGCAUGUCAAAAUGGCCUCCUGCCGACGCUGUUACGUCCUGCUAUGCCCAGCCUUCAACCAUCUCUGGGCAUGAAGCAGUUCCAGUUGCCAUUUCCCCUGGAUACGGCUUCGGCGGUGAGCCUUUUUCCCGGUUUUGGCACGGUAGACCCAGUUCAGAAAGCUGUUAUGCAUCACACAUUUGGAGUUCCUCCAUCGACGAAGAGAAGACAUGUCUCAUGCAACAUGUGCCAACUGAGAUUCAACUCACAGAGCCAAGCCUUGGCCCACUACAAAGGAACAAAACAUGCCAAGAAACUGAAAUCUCUGGAUGCUCCAAAAUGUAAGCUCAAAGGUUCUGUGGCCACCAAGGAAACCAUCAAACAGGAGACUCCAGGCAUCAAUACUCCAGCAAUUUCAAACUACACUGACAGGAAAGAUGGCUUUCCAGAUGCAGCCCCAUUAGCACCGUCUACUGUGCUCACACUGGCACCAACUCUGGGAUCCCUGUCAUCGACCCUGACCCCCAUGACCUCAAUGUUACCACCCCAGGCCCUUGUGUUGGCCUCUAAGCUGGCAUCAAGCCUCAACUCAUCCACAGGGACAGAGACGACCUCAGCCACUGGAGAUGGCAGGGCAUCGCCGAAGCCCAGCGCCACUUCAGAACCCGACAUGGAGGAAGAGCAAGAGGCUGAGACGGAUCCAGAAACAGAGGAAGAGAAAGCCAGGCGUCUGCUCUACUGCUCCCUCUGCAAAGUGGCAGUUAACUCUGCAUCUCAGCUAGAGGCUCAUAACAGUGGUACAAAGCACAAGACCAUGCUAGAGGCUAGGAGUGGGGUGGGCUCCAUCAAGGCCUUCCCACGGCCAGGGGUCAAGAGCAAGCUAGCUCCUCCCACCAAGGCAGCCACGGGUUUGCAGGACAAAACGUUUCACUGUGAGAUCUGCAACGUACACGUCAACUCUGAGACACAGCUUAAACAGCACAUCAGCAGCAGACGUCACAAAGACAGAGCAGCAGGCAAACCAGCAAAACCAAAAUACAGCCCCUACAGUAAAACCCAGAAAGUCCAGGCCAAACAACCACUGACAGUGGGGAAAGAGUUGUGCCAGCCUCAGAUGACCCACAUAAUUCCCGCUCACCUGGCAGCCUUGGCAUCGGCAGCAGCAGCCAUGGGCUCGGCCUUGCCUGGCCUUGGCCCCAACCACGCUCCUGGACCAACCCUUUUUCACCCUUUGCUCCGCCCUGCCCCCGGACCUAUCAGGACCUCCCAUACACAAUUAUUGUUUGCCCCCUACUGACCCACCACCUCACCUUAUAGACCAUGGACUUGCCUCGUAAGCGGUUAUGGACCAGGGUCAAGAAUUGUAUGAGUCCUCUUCUCUCUGCGUACCCUUUUAUAUCCACUAUUUAUCCACAAGACUGUGGAUAAUAGGCACACCAGUAUUGUUUGCCCCAUUCUGACAGGCUGAGCGGAAUUCUGCAAUGGAUUUCCAAAGGUACUCAUCCUGGACCCGGGCCAGAUUUUCACAGUGUCCCCUAACCUCAACAAUCAGAAAGGAAACAGGCUGGACUGGCUGAUGGCUGAGAGCAGCUUACAGACAUGGUGUGUCACUUGCUGGGUGUGGAUGCAGACAUUGAAAUUGACAGAUAAUAUAAAUGUCAUCCACUGCUUUUCACCGUUUGUCGUUCUCAUGUCUCUUAUCUGACUGCCAUCUUUACAACGAAACGUGGACCAACAGAUAACACAGAGGCUUUACAUCUUGGCCGCUGCCUACUCCAUUUUGAUGACUACAGCUCAACAGUCAACCCACAUAUCCUGUAGCUGUGGACAACAUGCCUGUGACAUCAUGACAGUGGGAUCUGCUGAUUGGAUCAAUUUGCACAUUGUCACUGAAUAAUUGACUUACGUUAACUCCCUAUGUUCCCCUGUCACUAUUUAUGUGCUUGGUAGUGCCCGCACUUCCUCCCCUAGUAUUUAUGUGCUGUUUUAGUCCACAUGGUCCUGUGCCAUUCUCUUGCCCGCCAAUCGUACCCAAGAUACAGGACUUGGACUUUAUUGGACUUUGUUCCGCAAUAAUGUAUACAAAUCAGUGAACUAUGCAGUGUCAUUUCUGUCUAACGCCAGGCCCAGUUUGAGCUCUAAUUGUGCUAUAGGGAUAUAACAACGAAACGGUGUCGCCCCUCCACUGAACCAUUGACUCAGUGGAGGUCACUAUCACUCAUGUUUGUAAAAAAUAUAUAUAUAUGGAAGUGAAAGAAAGCAAAGGCUUCCUAUUCUGCUGUAAGCACUUUAAGUCUCUCCUCGGUUUAAUGUCUAUUGUGCGUUAGAGAGCUAGAGUACGUGUUGUAAUUUCUCUGGCGUUGUGUUCGUGUCUGUCCGUGUGUGCUGUUUGCCUGUCCGUGUGUGGGAGUAAGUGUCUGAUCGUGUGACCUCUGCCUAAAGCCACCCAUGCUGAAACCCGAUAACCAUUCUGGUACGUUCGCCUGGUAUGUCCUCGGCUAAAGGGACCACUUAGGCUUAUGUAUGAUAUCUGUUAACGUGUCAAAGAUGAACAAUUUCAAAUAAAAAGAGUCUUACUUUGUUA
This is a messenger RNA of Esox lucius (northern pike), 3369 nucleotides long. RefSeq names its product zinc finger protein 385D (gene znf385d). Lineage: Eukaryota; Metazoa; Chordata; Actinopteri; Esociformes; Esocidae. Gene Ontology annotation, molecular function: zinc ion binding; nucleic acid binding. The transcript is spliced from 8 exons. Gene Ontology annotation, cellular component: nucleus. The record is from RefSeq and is a predicted model, not a curated record. Bases 781 to 2082 code for a protein of 433 amino acids.